Molecule: messenger RNA, 984 nt
Organism: Sabethes cyaneus
Lineage: Eukaryota; Metazoa; Arthropoda; Insecta; Diptera; Culicidae
Product: putative gustatory receptor 28b
Exons: 1
Coding region: 1-984 (327 amino acids)
Biological process (GO): sensory perception of taste
Cellular component (GO): membrane
Source: RefSeq, a predicted model, not a curated record
AUGACUCCGUUUACGGUUAUGCGAGAAGGACCUAACAUUAUUGGAUUACGGUGCACAGCUUUCGGAUAUUUGAAUAGUUUAGUGCACAUUGUUCUCUUCUGCGUUUGUUAUGUUAUGGCAUUAAUACACAGGGAAAGUGUAACACGUUAUUUUUUUCAAACUGAUAUCAGUUCCCUGGGAGAUGUUCUACAAAUGAUGACUGGAAUAGCGGCACUCGUGUUGACAUACUUUUACACUGUUUUUCAACGUAAUAAGCUAAUUUACGCCUAUAAUUUGUUGGCAAACACCGAUGAGCAGUUCAAAGAUAUUGGAAUUGAAAUCAAUUAUAGAAAAACACUGGCAUACAAUUACGCGAUUACAUUUGCCCAAGCUUUGAUUCUUAGCAUUAACUGUGGUGUUUCUAUUGGCAUAACUCAAUUUUCUGACAUACAUCCAGGAUUUACAGCAUGGGUAUCGUUUUUUCUACCGUUUAUAAUGAUAAGCUUGGUCAUAUUACUGUUCCUGUGCCUGGUUCAUCAAGCCAAACAUCGGUUCUAUCUGUUGAACAAAAACCUCGAAUAUCUUCGACAAAGAAGUUUAGAACAGAAACUUUUCACUCGUGACAAAAACCCGACCACACUGAAAGUAGUGAAACCACCUGGACUAUCGUCGACAUAUUCUAUCGGAAGUAACUAUCUGCCCGACAUGAUUAACCGAGUGGCACGCAUCCAGGACGAACUUUGCGAGGCUUGCUGCUGCGUGGAGGAAUACUUCAAGAUUCAGAUGCUAGCCAUCGUGACCAUUUCCUUUCUGAUAAUAGUGUUUGAUUCGUAUUAUAUAUUGGAAACGGUUUUCACCGAAUCCUAUGUGCACACGACUUUCAGCCAGAUUCAGUUUGUGGUGUUUUUCUUCUGUCAGGCGAUCCUGCAUGCGAUCGGGGUUUUUAAAAUUGUGUACUUUAGCAGUGCGGCAGCCAAAGAGGUAGGUUUAAAAAUGUUUGGGUGA